UUCCACCGGAAGUGUAUAGUGUAUAUUCACGCGCGCUUAGCUACGUUCACACACAGACAGGGAAUUCGCUGUCAAGAGGGUGGAUGCCAAGAGCUGGAGAUGACCUAGAGGCCUUACAGAUACAUUUGUGCUCUUGUCGCUUUAAUCUGCAUCCGCAGAAAACGGUGAGAUCUAGGAGCACACUUGUUUCCUCCGCGGGUAAUAUCUACCUCAGCCAGCAGACGGGGAACAAACCAGCACGCAGCUCUGAGACUUCAGACCGGCAGACAGAGCCAACAGCUGGCCGUGCGCUCACUGCCUGCAGCUCUCCUGUUCUGUGAAGAGGAUUUAAGACGGACUGGAUCUGUCUGCCUUUUUGCUCCCACUAAAAAACAAACGGUCAAAUCUUGUUACUCCAGAAUUUAUUUGAUUUUUAAAAAAAAUAGUGGUUUCUUCUUUUUUUUCCCUUUGUGCUGUUGACCAGUGUGUCUUUUUCCAUGGAUGCAUUUUUUGCGUUUUGCUUUUAAACAAGUUUUCUACUUUUACUAGUGUAAGCUGGUUUAAAAUUAUACAUGUAAAUACAUAUGUGAAUGUUGUAUACUGUAUUAGGAGUAUUUUUCUCAUUCUGAAGGAAAGUUAAUGCACUUUAAACCUUUGCUGUGAUACUUUUCCUUCUCUGUUAUGGUUGUUUUUUUGAACCUGGAAAUAGAGAGGCUGGGGCGUGUCUCGUUCUCUAAGCUAGCCAUGAAAUAUCUGCAGCCGGGCUGCAUGUAAACAUUUAACUCAGCCUGUCAGCGUUUUUUUUUUUCUUUCUUGCCACUUUACAAGGCGACACUGGGAUGAACCUCUGGCAGGUGGAAUCCUUGAGCUGUCUCUCGACUUAACUUGACCAGUUUAAGGACUUUUGGACUAAGUGUUUUUGUAAGACUGGCCCAGACCGCUUCGUGUGGAAAGCAAACUAGGGCAGACAGGAGCUUCCGGUGCUGUUGCACCACCUAUGUAUUGUUGUAGUGCACAGGAAAGUAAAAUGGACUACAAGCGUCGCUUUUUGCUUGGCGGGUCCAAGCAGAAAGUGCAGCAGCACCAGCAGUACCAGAUGCCUGAGCUAAGCCGGACCCUGAGCGCCUCUCUGACUUCUUCGCCAAUGGGCACUGGGGUGGGCAUUCCUGGCAGCUGCCACCCACCUUCCUCUGGCACCACAACCGCCGUUGCCGACAUCCAGCAAGGCAUCUCCAAAUACCUGGAUGCUCUCAAUGUGUUCUGCAGGGCCAGCGCCUUCCUUACAGACCUGUUCAGCAGCGUGUUCAGGAACUCUCAUUAUUCCAAAGCAGCUAUGCAACUGAAGGACGUGCAGGAACACGUCAUGGAGGCAGCCAGCAGGCUGACUGCAGCAAUAAAGCCAGAGAUCGCCAAGAUGCUGAUGGAGCUGAGCGUCGGGGCCGCUAAUUUUAAAGACCAGAACGACUUCAGCCUGCAGGACGUAGAGGUGCUGGGUCGGUGCUUCGUCACAGUGAUGCAGGUCCAUUUCCAGUUUCUUUCACAAGCGUUGCAAAAGGUCCAGCCUGUGGCCCAGAACUGCCUGGCAGAGGCUCUUGCUCAGGCUCAAGAGCGCUGCGUCAACGCCCGCUCCCAAAGCUCCGACCUGGGGCCCCUAACGGAGCUGGAAGAAGCCUCUCGCUCAUGGAAAGGUGCAGCUGAGGCCACAGCUCGGCUGAGAGAAAGAGGCCGGGACGGCUGCCUGGCUGGCCUCCAGGUUCAGCAGCUCUUUUGCUCCAACAACACCACCAUCCCUGAACACCAGCUGAAGGAGCUCAACAUGAAGAUUGACAGCGCUUUACAAGCCUACAGAGCAGCUCUGGAAAGCCUGGGCCAUAGUGAGUAUGCACUGAAGGCCGGCUUUCAUCUCAACCCUAAAGCUGUGGAGGCUGCCUUACAGGGCUGCUGCAAUGAGGCUGAGGCUCAGCAGGCAGGCAGGAGGCAGACCCCCUCCCAGCCCAUCCAGUGUGAGCUUCCCACCAUCCCUGUGCAGAUCGGCUCCCACUUCCUGAAAGGGGUCUCCUUCAAUGAGUCAGCAGCUGAAAACCUCAAACUGAAAACGCAAACAAUGCUUCAGCUCAUUAAAGAUCUGCUGGGACAGAACGGAAUGACCCCCAGGGACGAGUCUCCGGUCACUGAAGUCCUCAAUCAGGUUUGCCCAUCCAGAUGGAGGGGGGCCUGUAAGACGGCGGUCCAGCUGCUGUUCGCUCAGGCCGGUCUGGUGGUUGUUGAUACAGCUCAGAUUGAAAAUAAGGAAGCCUACGCUCCACACAUCACUCUGGAGGGAUCCAAGGUGGUGGUCCAGGUCCCCUCGACAUGGUGUCUGAAGGAGGACCCUGCCACUAUGUCCCUGCUCCAGCGGAGCCUGGACCCAGAGAAGACGCUUGGAUUGGUCGAUGUUCUUUACACAGCAGUGUUUGACAUGAACCGAUGGAAAGAACGAAAGGAGCAGACUUUGCCGACAAUACAGAUACAGCUGCAGCGGGAAAGCCCAGAAUACGUCGGCCAGGCAGACCUGCCUACAGGCAACAGCUCCAAAACCUCCAGCGGGUUGCCAAAAACUAUAUCUAAACUGACUUCCAAGUUUGCCAAGAAGGUCUCAUCCAGCUCCAACAGCGGAGGCAGCUACUCCAUCCCCAGCACUCCAUCCCGCAGCAUGCUUUCCAGUGGUAGCUCUGACGACAAGUCCAAAGGCCUCGGGCACAGCAACGGGAGGCUUCAGAGCGCCGUAACGAUGGGCGGCUUAUCCAGCGGCCCCGACGCCAACCAGCAGAACCAGCUGGCUAACGGCUCAGUGUGCGACGACCAGGGGAUGAACCUUCCCACCGACCAGGAGAUGCAAGACGUCAUUGACUUUCUCUCAGGAUUCAACAUGGGCAAAUCCCAGCAGGCCUCCCCCCUGGUGAAGAGGAGGAACUCUGUGGCCUCUGCUAACCCUGCGGAGCUCAAGCCCCCAAGUGGUCAUCCACCAGCUUCCCAGUCUGUUUCUUACACAUCCAGCUCCCUGCCUCAACCUCAGCCUCCAUCAGUGCAGAAGCAGCAGACACAGCCUCAAUCCCAGCCCCCCCCACCCCAGCAGCAGCAGCCUGCCCCUCCUCCUCCUCAGCAGCCCUCCCCACCUGCCCUGCAGUACUAUCAGCACCUGCUGCAGCCCAUCACCCAGCAACAGGCCCCACCUCCCCAGCAGACCCCGCCGCAGGUUCUACCACAGCAGAGGGUGGCGAACAAGUGGCUCGGCACCUCAGGGCAACAGUCUGCAGCACAAACCCCGCCGGCGGGCCUGUCACCCUUAGGCCCCAUCAACCAGUGGGGAUCCCCCGGGCUGCCGGAUCUGAGCUCGGACCUGUACAGUCUGGGCCUGGACAGCACCUACAUGGAGAGCGUUAUCUCCGCUAUGCUGGGUCAGAAGCCACAGGGGCCUCGCAACAACACCUGGCCCAACAGGGACCAGAGUGAGGGGAUGUUUGGAGUACUGGGAGACACGCUACCCUUUGACCCUGCAGUUGGCUCUGACCCAGAGUUUGCACGUUAUGUGGCCGGCGUCAGUCAGGCCAUGCAGCAGAAACGGCAGGUGCAGCAAAUCCGUCGCCCCAGCAACACGCGCAGCAACUGGCCGAUGCCCGAUGAGCAGCACAGGACCUGGUCCCAUCCGGAGUACUUUAAUGAGGGGGAGGCCGUGAACAGCAGCUGGUCGGCUAACCAGGGAGAUUCGGCCAGCUCCAGCGAUGAGACGUCCUCGGCCAACGGCGACAGCCUGUUCUCCAUGUUUUCUGGGCCGGACCUUGUAGCAGCGGUGAAACAGAGGAGGAAACACAGCUGCGGCGAGCCAGAGGUGUGCACCCUGCCGUCACCGCCUCUACAUCACAUCAGCGACGAUAACCAGGACAGCAAAACCAAAACCUGGCCCCCGAAGGCGCCGUGGCAGCACACCACCCACACCAUGCCCAAUCCCAGCUCUUCCUUGUACCAGAUGAACCUGCCUCCUUCCUCCCAGUGGAGCGACUCCAUGCAGAUGCUGCAGUCUCCCGUGUGGUCCACCGCCGGCGACUGCUCGGCCUCCACCGGGAUCUCCUCCGGUUUCCCCUUCGCCCAACAGCAACAGCAGCAGCAGCAGCAACACAAACCCAUGACCAAGGGCUUCAAAUCCUUCCCCAUCAAACCCGAGCACAGGCCCUCCUACCUUCACCAGUACUGAUCCAAACCAGUCCAAAGUAAUGUGCCACUGAGGAUCUGCAGCUCCCAUCAUUACACUCCGCCACCCACUAAAAAUGGAAGAUUUAAGUACACACACUGGCUCAGCAUUUUCUCUUUUUAGUAUUUAUAUUUUUCCAUGUUAAACAUCACAUUAAAAGAAAAAGAAAAAAAGCCGUUCUUUGACGAUUUCUGAACUGCCAUCUCCUAACUGCGAGCGACGCAUGCGUCCUACCAGAAGCAGUCAAAUCUAGUGGUGGUUUCUCUGACCAGAGCUGGAGACAUGCACGACCAUCACCAACUUGCUUCUGCAGCUGUGUAUGGGAUGAGGGGGCGCGUAAUGCCCAUAAUGAGUAUACUGUGUCUACAUAGCUGUAACUGCCAAAUCUCAUUCAACAUGACCGAGUACAGCUAGCAUCUACUGUUUCAUAGCUUGUAAGAAGAAAAAAAAUACUGAAGUUGAAAUAUAUUUAGUUCUUUUUAUGGAGAGGCUUUGAGCAGGCUCAGCGUAAAAUAAGAGUAAGCCACUGCAGAGGUUUCAUUUGAGAGAAAUACACUACUUUUACAUCAACUGACCAGUCCUAGCUAUAUCUAUGUGCCAUGUUGGUAUUGAAAGCACUUGCAGAUUAAAUUUUUCCAACCAAAGCGUUCAGAGGACGACUGGUGCUGAGGAGACGGCGGUCACUAACCAACAAGUUGAUUUCUUUCCUCAAUAAUUGGCUUUUCUUUUCCUUUUGCUUAUAAAUUUAAAUAACUAAUUGACACUAAGUCCCAUAAACUUUGUUUUGUUUUUUUUUGAAGAUAUUUUUGUGUACAAGUAUUGACAGUAUUAAUCUUAUUUUUGUAUUACAUGUUAUACCACAGCUGUAUGUUAGUUUCUUUUUUUUUCCAUUUCCCUGUUUGUGAAAAAGCACAUUUCUUUUUUUUUUUCUCCAGUCAAAUGAAACCAUUGAUCUCCAAAGGUUACCAAAUAUUCCAGGCUAAAACACUAAAACGUGCAGAGGAGGGCGGGCCUUGUUCCUUUGGGAUUUUGGCAGCGGGCUUCGUUUAAAAGCCCAGAAUGUUUUGGGUUUUUUUGUUGUGAUGUUUGCGGAUGCCAAUGUUGCCUGUAUUUAUGAAACGACACCGUGUUUUCAGAUAACUAACAUACUUAACAUGUUUACAGAGAAUCGUUUGUUGUACAUACAUAUAAAUAUAUAUCUUUUUAUAGUUAAUGUGCUUUGCACAAUCAAGAUAUAGGGUUUGUUGCUUUUUGUCUGUGUUAUCUCCCUAACUGUUGCAGCCUUUGUUUUUGUUGUUUUGUUUUUUAAAGACAUCAUUUACAGACCUUGGACUGUAACUGUUAGCUUCUCGGCUGUGUACAAAUGGUUUACUAGUGGCUUCUACUAAAAAAAAGGUGGAGAAAAAUAAUAAAAAAUAUGCUACCCUGGAAGAUAAGAUGAAGGGAGAUUGCUUGGCUUAUGUUGCUUAUUGUUUUGAUGGCAACUGACCCUUUGUUUUUUUUCUUCCCAAGUGUACCAGCAAAGCAAAAAAAAAAAAAUUGAAUAAAAGUAACUAGCAAUUGGAAA
Messenger RNA from Cyprinodon tularosa, 5774 nucleotides. Its product is annotated as granule associated Rac and RHOG effector protein 1-like. The transcript has 14 exons. Lineage: Eukaryota; Metazoa; Chordata; Actinopteri; Cyprinodontiformes; Cyprinodontidae. The record is from RefSeq and is a predicted model, not a curated record. Gene Ontology annotation, molecular function: CCR4-NOT complex binding. Bases 977 to 4210 code for a protein of 1077 amino acids. Gene Ontology annotation, biological process: Rac protein signal transduction.